Molecule: messenger RNA, 1959 nt
Organism: Cryphonectria parasitica EP155
Lineage: Eukaryota; Fungi; Ascomycota; Sordariomycetes; Diaporthales; Cryphonectriaceae
Exons: 3
Coding region: 1-1959 (652 amino acids)
Biological process (GO): positive regulation of nuclear cell cycle DNA replication; regulation of cell cycle phase transition
Cellular component (GO): nucleus; Dbf4-dependent protein kinase complex
Molecular function (GO): protein serine/threonine kinase activator activity; zinc ion binding; nucleic acid binding
Source: RefSeq, a predicted model, not a curated record
AUGUCUAGCCGACGUGUUCCUCUCUCCUCGAAUCCCAAUGUCGCCAACUCUCCCAUUCGCAGCCAGUCUUCUGCCCUGGCCUCCGUUCUGGGAAAGCACCGUCAGCAGAAGAGGGCUUAUGCCAGCGUCCAGCGGGAAGAGCACUAUGGCCAGCCGCCCCCAACCAAGAAAAAGCUCUUGAAUGAUGGUACCGAGCAGCCCCUCAGAUCUCCAGUCCGCCAGGUCAAGGUCAUUAGAAGAGACCUCUCCCGAGCCUACAAGGAUGAGAAAAUCUCCCAGGCCUCAAUCUCCAAGGUUGCUCAGCAGGAGGACGAGGCAGCACGCGUGCAGCGCUGGAAGGAGGCUACGCGGCAUAGCUUCCCCAGCUACGUCUUCUACUUUGAGAGCUGCCCUGCCGAGCAGAGGUCCAAGUUGGUCAAGCAGUUGACCCAGCUGGGUGCCCGCGAAGAGAAGUUCUUCUCGAAGGAUAUUACCCACGUCAUCACGACCCGCUCGAUCCCUACCGACAAGCCCACCCGCAUUCAUGCCGACGAUGCCUCUACCUCGAUACAGAGUCAGCGUGGCCAAUACGACAUGCCCAAGACCAUCGAUCCCUCACUCCUCAGCCGUGACACCAGCGUCAAGGAUAUCCGGAGGCGCCUUCUCGAGAGCACCAGGAAGGUCCCUGUGGCCCCCAUCCUGGAGGAGAAUGCUCCAAGACAGCCAGCUGCCUCGCGGCACACUGAUAUCCUGAUACGUGCCCAGGAGAUGAAGAAGAAGAUAUGGCACUUCAGCAAGCUCCAACGCGUCUUCGAGGUCAUGUUCGACCCGAACCCUCUUGGCUUGAGCGCGAGCAUUCCGAAGGCGGCCGAAGAGACCAACCUUGCGCAACUUCUCAACAAGGAGCGGACCAAUGGACCUUCUGAUCGCGACCCGACUGUCGCCACCAAGGAACUGAUCUACUUCAAGGGCCCGUAUAUUUACAUCUACGAUAUCGAGGAGAAACAGAAACCAAUCAUGGUCAGAGAGUACCCCAAGGUUGCCGACAAGAAAGAUGGGGAGUGGCCUCAAUUUCGAGCCUCCUCGGGCGGCCGAUGCCCCUUUGUGGAGGAUGAGGAUCCCGCAGAGCGCAAGCGUCAUGUGGAGAAGCAGGCUCGUGAGAAAGAGCGCAAGGAGAAGGUGGUUGCAGAGGCUGCUCCGGAGCACAAGCCGCCGCCGCCGCCGCCACUAGCAGCCCCGAUGGCCAGACCCGUCAUCGGAAAGAGAACUCUGUCCGAGAUGGAAGAUGGCCACAACUCCCGAGCCGGAUCUGUCCGCCCUCCGGAGAUGUUCGACCUUGCCAAGGCGACCAACCCACCUGCCCUCGAUUUCAGACCUCAGAAUGCCUUUACGAGCCGUGCCCAGUCUGCCCGCCUUUUCGCCGGUGAGCCCGUGGCGUCCGGUAUCCAGCCGUCAAAUAUUACCUCCGCAAUCCGGUCACAGAUGAUCUCGUCCGCCACAGGUGUUCUCGGUGCUAAGGCAGGCACCAGCAAGGAGCUACACGGCCUCCAACGCAAAGUCCUGCAGAAGAGCAACGCCACCUCGGCCAAUCUCUCGGCCAUUCCGACCUCUCAGGACCUGAGCUCCCGCCGUCUUGCGGAGGUAAGCCUGGACGCGGGUCACUAUCAACGAUCGGCGAGUCUCGGCCACGGUCCUCGAAAACUCGGCCAGGCUGGUGACGACCAGUCAAAGGAGCACAAGCGGACCAUGAGCGUCCCGGCUGCCGUCCCGACGGCCAAGACAAAGAAGCGCGACCUCAAGCCUGGCUACUGUGAAAACUGCCAGGACAAAUUCAAUGAUUUCGAGGAGCAUAUCCUGUCGAAGAAGCACCGGAAAUUCGCAGAGAAUGAUAGGAACUGGUCCAGGCUGGACUCUCUGCUGGGCCAACUGGAGAGAACCCCGAAGUACGCCGACGACGAGGAUGGAGAGAAUUCGGAUUAA